AUGCCUGCUGAAAAUUUAGAGGAACAAGGUUUAGCUAAAAAUCCAAAUCUAGAAAAUGCACAACUUCGUUUCUUGCUCGGAACCGAGAAGUACAAGAACGACAAUGAUUUGAAGAAAAAACUUCUCGAUGAAAUCAAAGAAAACAAUAUGGCACCAUUUUAUGAAGAAGUGACUCCAGAAUUGGGCUGGAAAAAGGAUGAAGACCUACUUACCGCAAUGAAGGCAGCAAACGUAGAAAAAUUGAAGCAGUUGGAUGAAGCUAUUGCUGAUGCAGAAAAGAAUUUAGGAGAAACAGAGAUCAGAGACAGCAUGUUGGCAAAGGCAGAGUAUCUGUGCCAGAUUGGUGACAAGGCCAAUGCUCUGACGGAGUUUCGCAAAACUUAUGAAAAGACUGUUGCACUUGGCUAUCGUUUGGACAUAGUCUUCCACUUGAUCAGAAUUGGUUUAUUCUACAACGACCAUGACCUUAUCACAAAGAACUUGGAAAAGGCUCAGAGUUUGAUAGAUGAAGGAGGUGACUGGGAUCGAAGGAACAGGCUGAAAGUAUACAGAGGCCUCUACAACAUGUCAGUCCGUGACUUCAAAUCUGCAGCAACAUUGUUCCUGGAUACCAUUGCCACAUUUACCUCAUAUGAGCUCAUGGAGUACCAGCAGUUUGUGACGUACACUGUUCUCUGUAGCAUGAUAGCUCUAGAGAGACCAGAGCUCAGAGAGAAGGUUGUGAAAGGGUCAGAAAUUCUGGAAGUUCUUCAUGGGCUGCCCACAGUCCGCAAGUUCCUGUUUUCUUUGUAUGAUUGUCAGUAUGGAGAUUUCUUCCUGGCUCUAGCGGAGGUUGAGAACCAGAUGAAGUAUGACCGUCUGCUGUCGGCACACUACUCCUAUUAUGUACGUGAGAUGCGCAUCAUGGCCUACGCCCAGCUUUUGGAGUCCUACCGCAGUCUCACACUUACUUACAUGGCCAAAUCAUUUGGUGUCACAGAAUCAUUUAUCGAUCAAGAAUUAUCUCGGUUCAUAGCUGCGGGUAGACUGCACUGCAAGAUUGACAAAGUUGGUGGCAUUGUGGAAACUAACAGGCCAGACAGUAAAAACUGGCAGUAUCAGAACUGCAUCAAACAAGGUGACAUCCUUCUCAACAGAGUGCAGAAACUGAGUCGUGUUAUCAACAUUUAG
Molecule: messenger RNA, 1170 nt
Organism: Candidula unifasciata
Lineage: Eukaryota; Metazoa; Mollusca; Gastropoda; Stylommatophora; Geomitridae
Source: the annotation of a GenBank genome assembly